Nerophis lumbriciformis (worm pipefish) is the source of this 540-nucleotide messenger RNA. RefSeq names its product voltage-gated delayed rectifier potassium channel KCNH4-like. Gene Ontology annotation, biological process: regulation of membrane potential; potassium ion transmembrane transport. Gene Ontology annotation, molecular function: voltage-gated potassium channel activity. Gene Ontology annotation, cellular component: plasma membrane. The record is from RefSeq and is a predicted model, not a curated record. Lineage: Eukaryota; Metazoa; Chordata; Actinopteri; Syngnathiformes; Syngnathidae.
GAGACACGGCGUCGUGGUUAAUGGCAUGUUUCUUCUCCUUCCUCUUCUUCUUGGUUUCUCCACGCGUGACAAGGAAGGCUCUAUGAGCUGGGCAAACGUCUGGAGAUGCCCUACAUCAACAACACGGUCGGCGGCCUGUCGGUGCGCAGCUCGUACAUCGCCGCCCUCUACUUCACCCUCAGCAGCCUGACCAGUGUCGGCUUUGGCAACGUGUGCGCCAACACGGACGCCGAGAAGAUCUUCUCCAUCUGCACCAUGCUCAUCGCCGUGUACGGCUUUUGGAAAGUGCACAACUGCACACAGAACAAGAAGGAGACAAAGCAGAGGAACGAAGAAGAGGCAGUCAUGGCGACGACGAGUGACAGAGAAUAGAACGAGGAUGGACAAUUCAACCCUAAACUCACUCCUUUCCUGCAAAUUAAAUUUCACAGAUGCUGCCCAUACCUAUGCUCCUUCAAAGGCUGUGCUACUGGCUGCAAAGCAUUGCACUUUCAAAUACAACAAUGAGUAGAGGAGUGUUAUGUGUGUGUAAAUGUGUAA